AUGGUCGAAGUCGGAUACCCCAGCGCAGUUGACUCCCCAAUACCGCUCGUCAUCGUACAGGGCUUUCUUGGCGCAGGAGGCUCAUUCCUAUGGGGCGCAUUCGAGGACUACCUCAAUCACAACGUUGCUCCAGACGCAGACGGGAAUAUAUGCCGCCGAAGGAUCAUAUUUGCAAACGUUGGGCCAGUGAGCUCAUUGCAUGAUCGGGCUUGCGAACUCUACUAUGAGCUUACUGGAGGAACUGUUGAUUAUGGCGAGGAACAUGCUAAGCUAUAUGGACACCAGCGCUUUGGACGCACAUACCCUACUGCUCUUUAUCCCGGAUGGUCAGCGAAUAAGCCACUCCAUUUCCUUGGUCACUCUAUGGGAGGACCGACAAUUGUCAAGCUUCAACACCUGCUCAAGACUGGUCUCUUUGGCAGCGCUGCGACCCCCGACAUGAUCCUAUCCCUGACCAGUGUGUCCGCCCCCUUCAGAGGAACCCAGCUCGUGUAUGCCCUCGGCGAGCGCGCCGACGCCGCUCCAGCGGUACGAACCUUCUCCAUCGGAGGCGCACUCACCCGCGUCGUGCACGUGUUAUCGUAUCUCUCACCCAUCCUCCCGCCCGCACUCGACCUUCACUCCGAGUCUCGACAUCUCUCGUUCCGUGAUGUGUCUAUCACAGCAUUCUGGAAGCAGCUAUGGAAGAGCGACUGGGCAGAAAGCCGAGAUGCGACGCCUUUUGAUGUCACGUUCCAGGCCGCUGACGAGAGGGAAGCAAACGGCGAAGGCGAACCCAAUCCGAGCACCUAUUACCGAAGUUAUGUUGCUCGACUCAUGGAUGCGCCCCCACAAAGAUUUUCAAUACCGAGCUUAACAGGUUACGUCAUGACUCUUUCUUCGACAGCCAUGAAAUCUUUCAAGUUUCAAUCGAUAUACCCCAUUCCUCACUUUUUACGAGGGAACGGUGAAUCGCCACCAGGAAUUCCGAACUCACCGUUGUUACCAAUACAUGGUCCAUUCCUCGGGAUACCUAGCAAGACACUUAUAGAGAAUGACGGCGUAGUUCCUGUGUUCUCGCAAGAUCAUCCUUUCGAAUGCGGGGCUGCACCAUGCACCCACAGUAUUUGCCCUGCAAGACAGAAGUCCGGUAUAUGGUCUGUGAAGUACCUCGAGAAUGCCAACCAUCUUUCUAUCGCUCCAAUUUGGCGAGGCUCAGCCAUGCAGAUAGCUUUCUGGAAGGACGUUGGCAACUGGCUGCAGGACAUUGAUCAUACACGAGAGGAAGACGACGUUAACUAGAGGGUUUUAACAGCAAGAUUUUUACUUGCUGAUAUUUAU
Molecule: messenger RNA, 1320 nt
Organism: Coniophora puteana RWD-64-598 SS2
Lineage: Eukaryota; Fungi; Basidiomycota; Agaricomycetes; Boletales; Coniophoraceae
Product: alpha beta-hydrolase
Exons: 6
Coding region: 1-1281 (426 amino acids)
Source: RefSeq, a predicted model, not a curated record